UAAAUGUCAUUUUAAAAGAUGUAAUUCAUUUAAGCAUAAAAUUAAAAGUAUGACUUCUAACUUGAUGAAACUUGUUGCAUCAUCUGUAGCGAUUGCAAAUCAUGCAGGUCACAUAAUUCGAUCUGUUCUAAAUUCCGGUCAACUUGGAGUUAUAGAUAAAGCUAUUGAUGGCGAGGAGUUUGAUCCUCAAACAGAAGCUGAUCGUUCUGCACAAUGUGUCAUCAUAGGAUCACUUAAAAGUCAAUUUCCUGGAAUUAAUGUUAUUGGUGAAGAGGAUGAUUGUGAAAGUGCAAAAGAAGAGUUUCUUCAAAAAGAGUUUGAUGAAGAUGUUCUCAAACACAGUUGUCCCUCAGAAUAUGAAAAAUUAAAUAUAGAUGAUAUGAUAGUCUGGGUCGAUCCAUUAGAUGGUACAGCUGAGUUUACAAAGGGUCAUGUAGAGCAUGUAACAAUUUUAAUUGGCAUAUCUUCAGCUGGAAAAGCCAUAGCAGGAAUUAUACAUCAACCCUUUUACUCUAGCGAAAAAGUAAAGUUUUGUGGUAGAACAAUAUGGGGUGUUAAGGGAAUAGGUUCUUUUGGUGUUCACAGACACCCACCGCCUCCAGGUAGGCGUUUUGUAGUUACAACAUUAUCUCAUGAUAAUGCCUCUGUUGUCCAAGCAAUUAAUUCAAUGAAUGCAGACAAAGUUAUUCGUGUUGGAGGAUGUGGGUUUAAAGUGCUUCAAGUUAUAGAAGGGUCUGCAGAUGCUUAUGUAUUUGCCACCCCCGGAACUAAAAAAUGGGAUACAUGCGCCCCAGAAGCAAUUAUUUCUGCAAUGGGUGGUUGUGUAACAGAUAUGUUAAACAGAGAUAUUAAUUACGGAAGUACAGAAAAAAAGUCUUAUAUGAAUUGGUGUGGUGUGUUAGUUACUUUUAAUGGCCACGAAAGUUAUGCAAGCAAGGUUCCUGAAGCACUGAAGAAAGAAUUAAAUGAUAUUUACGAAAGUAAAAUGGCCUAAUUAUGUAGAUAUUUGUUUUUGGAUAUAAAUCAGUUUAGUUUUUA
This is a messenger RNA of Hydra vulgaris (swiftwater hydra), 1038 nucleotides long. RefSeq names its product 3'(2'),5'-bisphosphate nucleotidase 1. Gene Ontology annotation, biological process: phosphatidylinositol phosphate biosynthetic process. Lineage: Eukaryota; Metazoa; Cnidaria; Hydrozoa; Anthoathecata; Hydridae. Gene Ontology annotation, molecular function: 3'(2'),5'-bisphosphate nucleotidase activity. The record is from RefSeq and is a predicted model, not a curated record.